AUGUCGGCGCCUAUGAACUUCUCAAUUCCCGACGACCUAAAGAAAUACCUCGCCGACCUUGAUGACUUCAUUGAGACCACGAUUCUCCCUCUUCAACACAAGGAUGAUAACAACCGCUUCUUCGACCACAGGCGCGAGCAUGCACGCACAGACUGGGACGCAGGCGGUCUGCCACGCCAAGAAUGGGAGGACUUGCUCUCAGAAUCGCGGCGGCUGGCCGACGAGGCCGGAUUCUACCGCCUUUCGCUGCCCAGGCAAUAUGGCGGGCAGAAUAGCGAAGACGGGCGCGGGAGCAAUCUGUGGAUGGCUGUCAUUCGCGAGCAUCUGGCUGCUAAGGGACUCGGCCUAUUCAACGAUCUUCAGAAUGAACACAGCAUGGUGGGGAAUUUCCCGGAUGUGAUCAUGCUGAUGAACUUCGGGUCCGAGAAGCAAAAGGCAGAGCUUAUUCCUGCGCGGCUGAGGGGCGAGUUCAGAAUGACGUUUGGCUUGACGGAGCCUGGGCAUGGGAGUGAUGCGACGCAUAUGUCAACUAAAGGCGUAGCAGAGAAGAGGAACGGGGUCAAUGGGUGGUUGCUGAAUGGACACAAGAAAUGGCAGACUGGCAUGCACCAUGCAACACAUUGCUCGAUUUUCGCAAGGACGAGUGGAAAGGAUGGCGAGAUCAAAGGAAUAAGCUGUUUCAUUGUGCCAAAAGAUACACCAGGACUCAAGGCUGAGUCAUAUGAAUGGACACUCAACAUGCCAACCGACCAUGCCACCGUCUCUAUUAAGGACGUCUGGGUCCCCGAUAGCGCAGCUCUAGGUCCCAUCCACAACGGCUUGGGGGUAGCACAAGCUUUUGUCCAUGAGAACCGCAUUCGUCAAGCCGCCUCCUCCCUCGGGGCAGCCGUAUACUGUGUCCAGCAAUCCGUCGAAUACGCGAACGAGCGCGCCCCCUUCGGCACUCCUCUCAGUCACAACCAGGGCAUCCAGUUUCCGCUCGUGGAGCUAGCAACACAGUGCGAGAUGCUGCGCCAACUGAUCCGUAAGACAGCACUGGAGAUGGAUUCGAUGCCACACAACGAAAUCGAGAAGAAGAUCGGCGACAAGGUCUCCAUGUGCAACUACUGGGCAAAUAGAUUGUGCACGCAGGCUGCUGAUCGCGCCAUUCAGGUCCAUGGCGGUAACGGGUACUCGAGACACUACCCAUUCGAGCACAUCUGGAGACAUCAUCGCCGGUACCGAAUUACUGAGGGCAGUGAGGAGAUACAAAUGCGCAAGAUCGCCGCGUAUUUGUUCGGCUUCGGUGGGCGGAAGAGCCUUGUGGAUGCCACGAAGUCAGAGUCAAAACUGUAG
Messenger RNA from Boeremia exigua, 1335 nucleotides. RefSeq names its product acyl-CoA dehydrogenase/oxidase. Gene Ontology annotation, biological process: fatty acid beta-oxidation using acyl-CoA dehydrogenase; butyrate catabolic process. The transcript has 2 exons. NCBI's taxonomy places the organism in Eukaryota, Fungi, Ascomycota, Dothideomycetes, Pleosporales, Didymellaceae. Gene Ontology annotation, molecular function: flavin adenine dinucleotide binding. The record is from RefSeq and is a predicted model, not a curated record. The coding region runs from base 1 to 1335 and encodes 444 amino acids.